ACGCAAUAACAACGUUACGUUGUGGUUUGAAAGUUUGCAAUUUUUAUAGUAGGUUGAAGAUCCAAAUAGGUAAUCAGAGAAAAAGAAGAAAAAAGUUUGUAAUUUUAGCUUCAAGAGCAAUUGUGCAAUGCAGAUUUAUGCGAUAUCACGUUAUUAUCUGUCACGUGUUAUGUUCAGUGUGGUAACUAAUACAGCAGGCAUCCGUUAGUUUUUACGAUUAGUUACUCAUUGAUUGCAGUUUCAAUAGUCACAUAACGUUUCCUGCUUCAUUCAUAAUCAAGAUGCGUAGAAAUCAAAGCACAAAGGCUCCAGCUGCAGUCUGCCAGCGUAUUACUCGACAGAAAGCUCGUGAAAUGUCUGUCAAGCCUGCAUCUGAAAAAAAAAUUGAACCCAGAAAAGCUGAAGAACCUUCUGAGAAAUCCUCAGAAGACAAGGAGGAUGUAUAUGAUUUUAAGUUUGACUUAAAUGACACUAAAGAAAAAGCUCCUAAAAAGAAACCGAGGAGAAGAAAUGUUAACAAAGAGAAAGGCAAAACAACCGAGAGAAUAACACGUCAGAAAGUUACUGCCAAAAGAAGUCGUAAGAUAAUUGAACCUAAGAUUGAUGCAAAUCCUGUGGAGAUUGUACAGAUUGAUUCUUCUGUAGAAUUUGUAGUGGCUACAACAUCAACAAAGAAAAAUAACUUGAAGAAAAUUGAAACGAAUAAAGAUAUUCAGACACUGAAAGAAUCAGUAAACAAGAAUAUUGCGAAAGAACAAGAUAGAAAGGAAAAUACUAUAGUCAUUACAUCUCCACCUAACAAAACUGAAGACGUGCAGCCCUUUCGGCCAAAGAAUAUAUUUAAUAAUAAAACCUUAUCAAAGGGUCAUGACAGCACGUUAAGAUCUACCGUAUUGAUGAAAACUUUAUCCCCCAUCCAAAAGACGACAAGUACUUUUGAUUUUGGAAGUCCCUGGCGACCUCCAAUAUCAAUGUUUUCUACAACUAAACACUUUAUUCAAAGUACACCAUAUAAUGAAACACAAACAUUUGAAACAAAGAAAAGAAAUAAAGAAAUAAAGAAAAAGAGCAUGGAAACAAGUAAGAAGAACAUGGAACCAAAUAAGAACAUGGAAUCAAAUAAGGAGAACAUGGAAAUAGAUAAAGAAAAUAUAGAUAUGAAUAAGAAAAAUAUAGGCCGAAGAGACAAGGAAAGAAGAAAGAAAUCUGUCAGUCCUCGCAAAAAGCACGCAAUUCAGAAGAAACUUCCAAUUUCAGAGAAUCAGAUUCCACAGAAACUUCGAGCGACAGUUGCAAAGAAGGCUGUUGUACCACCAGCACCUGCCAGAAUAUCCUUGGGAGAAAUAAAGAAUGUGUUACUUAAUAAUAAUGUUAAUAGUGAUAACAAACAAACAGUAGAGCCUACUGUUACAAUAGAGCAUACUGAAGUUAAUAAGUCGCUUGUAGAGCAAAAGAAAAAAAAAAUUGUAGAUUUUAUCGAUUUUUCCGACACAUUUGAUAUGUUAUCUGAAAGUGAAAAAACGUCAAAUGUUGGAAAUGACGUUCCCUUGUUUAUGGAUUUAGAACCUUCACAUUUUGCGAAGCCACCCCAACAUUCAUACAGGAGAAAACGUGCCGUAAAGUUCGAUUUUUCGGAAGAUAGCAUUGAAGAAGAAAAUGUCAAAUUACAACCAAAGAAGAAGAAACUUACAAAAUCAGAGAAAGAACAUGAGAAAAAAAUUAACGAAUGGAUAAAAACAGUUAACACUACAUUCCAGGAAAUCGAAGAAUAUGACUUAGUAAUUGAAUAAUAUAGAAAAUGGAUUGUUACCUAUACUUCAAAAUUCCAAAAGACCUGAAAAUAUUCAAAGCACAAAUUAACGAGUUUAAGUUUUUCUUAUUUUUAAUUUAUGUUUGAAACUUUAUG
Molecule: messenger RNA, 1906 nt
Organism: Mycetomoellerius zeteki
Lineage: Eukaryota; Metazoa; Arthropoda; Insecta; Hymenoptera; Formicidae
Exons: 3
Coding region: 282-1790 (502 amino acids)
Source: RefSeq, a predicted model, not a curated record